Molecule: messenger RNA, 2425 nt
Organism: Paramecium tetraurelia
Lineage: Eukaryota; Ciliophora; Oligohymenophorea; Peniculida; Parameciidae
Exons: 2
Biological process (GO): mismatch repair; mitotic recombination
Cellular component (GO): nucleus; MutSalpha complex
Molecular function (GO): ATP binding; ATP-dependent DNA damage sensor activity; mismatched DNA binding
Source: RefSeq, a predicted model, not a curated record
AUGGAUUAGGACUAGAAUCUAUUGACUUUAGUGGUUUAAAUAAUAUAUACAAAUAAUGAGAGACAUCUAAACUGUGCGUUUUUAGAUCAAGAUCGAAGAAUGAUUGAAGUGUGUGAAUUUCAAGACAAUGAACAUUUUAGUGUGUUUGAGUGUCUGGUUCUUUAAGUAAAUCCAAAUGGAUAGGAUGCUAAAUUAACAGUGUUGAUAUAAAUGCCCGAGUUAGAGAGUGAGAAUAGAAAAGUGCGGGAUAUUUUAGAAUAGUGUGAAUUUGAAGUAAUUGAAAAAAACAAAAAAGAUUUUUCAGAAAUUAAUCUUUCCAAUCUAAACAAGGUCUUGAAGAAGAAUUUUAACACAUGCAGAGUUGAAGAGUAGAUUUGCACUCAAUGUAUUCAAUGUUUAUUAGAACAUACUCGUCUUUACAAAGAUGACACAAAUACUUAAAAAUUUAAUAUAGGAUUACUUAACUUACAUAAAUUUAUGAGGUUAGACUUGGCAGCCAUCAAUGCCUUAAUGAUAUUCCCAAAGCAAGGCAUAAAAUAAUUUGACAGUGGAAACAAUGCUAGCACUUUAGUUGAUUAUUUGGAUAGAUGUAUUACUCAAAUGGGAAAAAGAUGUUUAAGAAGAUGGAUCAAAAUGCCAUUAUAAUCAAUACAAGAAAUCAAUUAAAGAUUGAAUAUAGUCGAGUACUUGUAUUAGAACUCUUCCUUCAGAUAAUUUUUAAAUGAAGACUUUUUAAAAAGAAUACCUGAUUUAGACAAGUUAUAUGCCAAAUUCUAUAAGGUGGCAAGUGAUAAGAGGAAUAAUGCUAAUCUUAGUGAUUGUGUUAAAGUUUACUAAUUAAUCCAAAAAAUCAAAGACAUAAUCAAAAGAGUCAAUCAAGAAAUGUAUUAGAGUCAAAAUUCCAUACUUUAAGAGAUAUUUCUUAAACCUUUUGAAGAAAACUUAAGUGAUUUCGAGAAAUUGGAAGAAAUGAUUGAGAAAUCCAUUGAUUUAAGCAAAGCUUACACUGGUGAAUUUAUUGUAAAUCCUAGAUUUUCUGAGAAAUUAAUGUAACUUAGUAAAAACAUUACAUAAUGUAUGAAUGACAUUGAAAAUGUAAGGCUAGACACUGAAACAGAAUUAGGAAUCACUGUUACUCUAAUUGAGUCUGGAACAUAUACCUAUAUUUUUGAAGCUAAAAAACAAAGUGCUGAUGAAGCUUUUAGAAAAAAUCCUAAAAAAUAUAAGACUAUUUCUGUGAAGAAUAGAGCUCUAACCUUUACAGUAGAGAAGCUACAGUCAACUGUUGCUGAUUAUGUUCAUUUUAGAGAUCUUUAUUAAGAAGUUCAAUAGGAAAAAGUAUAAGAAAUUUUGAAAAUUGUUUGUUCUUACUAUCCCGUUAUGGAAUAAGCAUCAAGACUGAUAUCAGAAAUAGAUGUCUUAUCAGCAUUUGCAUCAGUAGCUAGAAAUGCUCCAAGAGCAUUUGUCAGACCAAUAUUUACCGAGAAAAAGGAGAUUUUAUUAAAAGAAUCUAGACAUCCAUUGUUAGAAGCAAUAGAUUCUACCUGUAUUGUAAAUGAUCUUGAAAUGGAUAGAAAAUCAUCAAGAUUGCAUAUAAUAACAGGACCCAAUAUGGGUGGAAAAUCUACUUACAUUAGGUAAAUUGCCAUUUGUGUGUUGCUGGCACAUAUUGGUUGUUUUGUGCCUUGCACUACUGCAGUUGUACCUGUAAUAGAUGCCAUAAUCACAAGAGUAGGAGCAAGUGAUGUUUAGACCAAAGGUAUUAGUACUUUUAUGAGUGAAAUGCUUGAAGCAAGUUGUAUGUUGAAAACUGCAAAACCUGAUUCCUUAAUAAUAAUUGAUGAAUUAGGAAGAGGAACAUCCACUUCUGAAGGAUUUGGAAUUGCUUGGGCCAUUGCUGAACAUAUAGCAAAAUAAAUAUAAUCUUAUUGUUUAUUUGCAACUCACUUUCAUGAAAUGACACUUAUGGAACAUGAAAUUACUGGAGUAAAAAAUUAUUAUGUAAGUUGUGUCACAGAAGAUGAUAAAAUUACCAUGGAAUAUAGGGUUAGAUAUGGAGCUGUAGAUAGGAGUUAUGGAUUAUUGGUUGCUCAAAUGUUAAAGUUUCCAAAGGAGGUUAUUGACGAUGCUAAAUAAAAGGCAAUAGAAUUGGAAACAUUCGAACAUAAUCUAGAAUCAAAUUUUAUUGAUGAAGAAGUCCCGAUCUUUAAUAAUAUUGAUGAUGAACUUCAAUACAAGGUUAGAAAUAGUACACUUCAAGCAAAAGAGAGAGUGAUCAAGGAGGCAGAAAAGUGGAAAAAUGAGUUAACAAAUGAAAAGAAUCCUUAAAAAAGAAAAGAAAUAAUUGAAAAAAGGAAACAAAUCAUACUAAAAUUAUUAAAAUGAGAUUAAAUUCAGUUUUUCAUAUUCAUAAUUUAUAAAUUUA